GACCAAUGGUGUUGUCUUAAUUAAUCUGAAAUCGUUGUAUACAUUAAUUAUAUAUGAAAGUAAAUCUAAAUAUUCUGGUGUCCUGGGUUACCCUUUCUGCCUGUGGAGAGCACUGCGUGCUUCACCAGCUAAGAUCUUGGAAAGAGCUCUGUAAAUAUAUAUUAUUUACAUUGCAUCUCUGAACAGAUACUAAGCAGUCCUUGCAGACACUUUUGGGAGCUUGGAGAAUUGCUGCUUCAUAAGAAGGUUAAUGCAGCCCCAGUGCUCUGGUAGCUGUUUUAUUGUGCAGUUCAAAAAAAAUCCACAGCAAACAACAAGCCAAUAAUCUGAUAACUGUUGUUCCUCUUUGUAAUUACAUUUAGCUGAUAAAUCAAUAACCUCUUCCAAAUUACCAGUUUAAAGUAAAAGUGCCUUUUGCCAAUAAUCUUUGUGUUUGUUGUCUCUGUGAUUUGUUUUUCGCCCCGCUGCUCAAACCCCAAAGGUGAUUUUGAAGGACGUGGAUUCCCUGCUUUACGUGGACACUGACGUGCUGUUCCUGAGGCCCAUCGAUGACAUCUGGCACCUCCUGAGAGACUUCAACUCCACCCAGCUGGCUGCCAUGGCCCCCGAGCACGAGAUCCCCAAGAUCGGCUGGUACAGCCGCUUCGCCCGUCACCCUUAUUACGGCUCCACCGGUGUCAACUCCGGGGUGAUGCUGAUGAAUUUGACACGGAUCCGCAGCACUCAGUUCAAGAACAGCUUGAUACCAGGUGGCUUGACUUGGGAGGAAAUGUUAUAUCCAUUGUACCAAAAGUACAAAAAUUACAUCACGUGGGGAGACCAGGAUUUGCUAAAUAUAAUUUUUUACUUUAACCCAGGUAAGGAAUGAUUCUCCGUGUUGUCAUUAUCUGCAU
This is a messenger RNA of Sturnus vulgaris (Common starling), 893 nucleotides long. The record is from RefSeq and is a predicted model, not a curated record. Lineage: Eukaryota; Metazoa; Chordata; Aves; Passeriformes; Sturnidae.